This is a messenger RNA of Galendromus occidentalis (western predatory mite), 1182 nucleotides long. It is a transcript of the gene INPP5E, whose product is annotated as Inositol-3-phosphate synthase. Bases 1 to 1182 code for a protein of 393 amino acids. NCBI's taxonomy places the organism in Eukaryota, Metazoa, Arthropoda, Arachnida, Mesostigmata, Phytoseiidae. Gene Ontology annotation, molecular function: phosphatase activity. Gene Ontology annotation, biological process: phosphatidylinositol dephosphorylation. The record is from RefSeq and is a predicted model, not a curated record. The transcript has 7 exons.
AUGAAGUGCAUUGAACCCUACGUUCACAGGACGGCCUUAGGGCGGGAAUGCUUUGGUUGGGAACGCAAGCUGAAGUUCCGGAUCUUUCAAAGGGCUUCUUCGAGGGGAUCGUCCGCCCCUACGAUCGGCUCGUCUCCCCUCAUCAACGAAACAGAACUAUUACGAGUCUUCCCCGACAGAAAGCUUCGGAUUUUCAUAGCGUCAUGGAACAUGAACAGUUCGAUGGGUCCAAAGAAUCUGAGCGAACUCUUGAUGACCUCAAGCGGGGAAAAAGUCGACAUGUAUCUCAUCGGGACGCAAGAGGGAGCAAACGACAAGAGAGAGUGGGAAGUACGACUGCAGCAGGCGCUAAUGCCUUCACAUGUCCUGUUCCAUUCUUGCCAUCUGGGAGUGCUACAUUUGUGUGUUUUUGUUCAACGGGAUCUCAUUUGGUACUGCGGCAUUCCGCAAGAUACUCUGCAAUCAACUCGUGCUGGCUCGGCGCUCAAAACAAAAGGAGCCGUAUGCACCGCGUUCAGUUUCUUCGGGACAUCGAUGCUUUUCGUGAAUUCGCACCUGACAGCUCACGAAAACAAGCAGCACAACAGAAUCGCUGAUUACGAAAAGAUUAUGCGCACCUUGUUCCCAUCAACGGUAUCGCUUUCGAAAGUGUCUCCGUCCGGUCCCCCAAAGUUUGACGCAAUCUUCUGGUUUGGAGACCUCAACUUUCGAUUGGAUACGAAUUCGGAAACUGUUCUCAAAGUAUUAGCGGAUCGAGACUACAAAUCACUCUUCAAGUUCGAUCAGCUUAGGCACGUUAUUACGAGUGGAGACGCUUUCUCCGGAUUUCACGAAGCCGACAUAAACUUUGCGCCAACUUUCAAAUACGAGGUCAACUCCAACAUGUACGACAAAAACACGAUCCGCGUUCCUUCUUACACCGAUCGAAUUCUCUAUCGGAGCUCCGAGGGUCAGCCCCUGACAGUCCAUUUGUACGACAGUAUCGAAUGCUUCUCGACGUCUGACCAUAAGCCUGUCGUGGGUCUCUUCGAGAUCGGUCUAAGGGCGUCCAACGAUCCCAGUAGACUCGCCGCAGGAUCUUUCCGCAGAGAAGUUUUCAUCGAAGCUCUGAAACGCUCAUCGAUCCGUAAGAACUUCAGCACCGACGCCGGGAAACCUAGUACUGUUUGCGCCGUGCAGUGA